GAAAUUGCCGGGCAGCACACCACCCCGGCCAUCACGCCCGCACCAACUAUAAUCAACGCCACGGAGAUCCAUAUUUCAUGUACCUAUUGCCUACCACGCCCCUGCACCGCCGCUAGAGCCACACCUGCUACGUCGACACCAUCGUGCAGUUGCUCAGCAUGUCAACACCUGUGAUUUCCCCCAGACCGCGAGGAACCUCCUACUCGGCACAGCGACCCGUCAGAUCGACGCCCAUGACGAAGCCAAGUACGACCCUACCCAGGGCCCAUCCACCGCCUCUCGCGCCCCGCAUGAACGGCAUCGCCAAAACCCCGAGCCAUGUCGUGCAGAAGAGUAAGGCACCGGGCACGCCGAGCCCGAAUUACUUUGGCCUGACCGUCAAUGGCGACCACUUCUCCUCCAGCGCGGCGCAGCACAUCCGCGGCAACUGGAGUCCACCGACGUCAGACGUGCGCUCGACCGCCGCCGCGUCGCCGCAGAUGAUUCCUGUCGAGCAGAAUCCCGAGUUCGAGCAGUUCAGGAAGGCCUCCGAGAACGCAAAGGGAUUCGCUCUGGGCAACUUCGACUUUGGCUCGUUCUCGGCUGCCGUGCCCACAAAGGGCCCACUGACUGGGUCCUACAAGCCGCCUAUAUCUCCACAGUCGAUGAGGGACACUACACAAGCCACCGUCGAAAAGUACGACGGCAGCAGCGAUUCAUCGCCCAAGUCGCCCAAGCCUCGCUCCCCCAAACGCAUGCUUUCCACCGAUGCAUCCAUGUUCCCCGACCGACCGAGGAGAAAUUCACCAGCUUCCUUUGAAGGCUUCGGGCGCACAGAUGCCAUCGCCGAGUUCGAUGAGAUCCGCCCACCCCGGCCCUCCUUGCCGCCAACAAGAACCUCGCAUCACCAAUCGAUGCGGGCAGAGACACUGCCUGCUAAUAUCUCUGGUGAAACCAACACCGAAGGGCCUACUAUGGCGACCCCUCAGCACAUCCUUAACAUCCUAGAGUCAGCGGUCGAGGAGGUGCUCCUGCUCGACCUUCGAGUGUCCACGCAAUACGCCAAAUCUCGCAUUGCAGGCGCACUUAGUCUUUGCAUACCUACAACACUCCUCAAACGAGCAUCGUUCAAUGUACAGAAGUUGGCAGAGACCUUCAAAGACGACGAACAGAAGCAAAGAUUCGAGAAAUGGAGGAACAGCAAACACAUCAUAGUCUACGACUCCAACUCAGCGCAAAUGAAGGACGCGGCAACUUGCAUCAACACACUCAAGAAGUUCACAUGUGAGGGCUGGAGUGGCAGCACUUUCAUCAUCCGCGGUGGCUUCCUAGAAUUUUCACAGAAGUUCCCCAACUGGGUCACACAAGCGAGCUCCCAAAGCCCUAUCUCGACAUCGGGCAUGAAGGGAGCCCUCAAGCUCAACAUUGACCGACCUGUAGUUGCACCAGUCAUCGGUGGCUGCCCAAUGCCCGCUACGCAGAACGCUGCAAACCCCUUCUUCGGCAACAUUCGUCAAAACAUGGACCUCAUCGGUGGUGUUGGCCAGAUGCCUGUAAAGAAGCCCGCGUCCAUGACUACAUCUGCGAAAGAGGAAGUUCCGCAGUGGCUUCAGCACGCCGCAGAUGACAAGGACGCGGGCAAGCGCGUGUCUGACAAGUUCUUACACAUUGAGAAGAAGGAACAGAAGCGCAUGCAGGAGGCCCUCUCAGGCAAAGUUGUCUACGGGACCCCUGGAGGGCAGAAAGAUGUCUCCAAAAACAUCCAAAUUGCUGGUAUCGAAAAGGGUUCCAAGAACCGGUACAACAACAUCUGGCCGUACGAGCAUUCUCGAGUCAAGCUCGAGGGUUGUGCAGAUGGGUCGUGUGAUUACAUCAACGCCAACCAUGUCCAAGCCGCCUACUCGAACAAGCGUUACAUCGCGACGCAGGGUCCAAUCCCCGCUACAUUCAAGGACUUCUGGAACGUUGUUUGGCAGCAGGAUGCCCGCGUCAUUGUCAUGCUUACCGCCGAGCAGGAGGGUGGACAAGUCAAAGCGCACAAUUAUUGGUCUGACAAGCACUUUGGCAAUUUGCACUUGAAGCAGCUCGGAGAGCAUCGUGCUUCCCUCGAGCCAUCCAAGAUCCACGGCCACAAGGAACGCUCGAGCGCAAACAGACCUACUCUCGGCCAGAGGAAAUCGACAGCAUCGCAACCGAGGACCUCGUUUUUCCCUGACCCUAAUGAAGAUGAGACCGCCGCACCUCCUGCAUCUGAAAAGCCUUAUGUCAUCGUGCGGAAGUUUACACUUUCAAACGACGACGAGCCUUUCGAGCGCAUGCGCGAAAUCACGCAGCUGCAGUACUCCCACUGGCCUGACUUCGGUGCGCCAGCGCAUCCGACCCACCUUCUCGGUCUUAUCGAGCAGACCGAUGCUGUCGUCCGUUCUGUCAAUGGCGUCAGCUCCCCCAACAAGCCCGAGUCGGCUAACAGCCGUCCGGUUGUUGUCCAUUGCUCUGCUGGCUGCGGCCGCACUGGUACAUUCUGCACUGUUGACUCUGUCCUCGACAUGCUCAAGCGCCAGAAGCUAGCCGGCUCCGGCCGACAACCCACGCCAAUGGACGUCGACGCCGGGUCACCCAACCGCCGCGAGAACGGAGAGUGGAUCAGCAAAGACGAUCUAGAUCUCGUUGAGAAGACGGUCGAGGACUUCCGCCUCCAGCGUCUCAGCAUGGUGCAGUCGCUGCGCCAGUUUGUGCUUUGCUACGAAAGCGUCCUGGAGUGGGUGAACGAGCAGCACGUCCAGGCCAAGGCCGCUUAGACCGGGAUUCUCCGCAUUGCAUGCAUUUUGUCUGUUUUUUAGUUUUUGAGAAACUGGGUUCAUGAGAUUCACGACAUGCAUGAGCAGGGCGUGUGGGCGCACAGUUGUUAGCAUUGGUGUUUUUUGCGGUUCGCUGUGUGGGAUCAUGGGUCGGCGUUGCAUUGCUUCGGGCGUGUGUAUAAUGCAUAGGUAUCAUGGCGAGUCGGCGUGGAUCUGGGUUGGCUUGAUGCGACGGGCUUGGAUAGUAUGGAAUCAGGCGCAAUGGUCGCGAUGGCUAAAGAACACAAUUGAAGACGUAUUUCC
Boeremia exigua is the source of this 3080-nucleotide messenger RNA. Its product is annotated as tyrosine-protein phosphatase-like protein non-receptor. The transcript has 2 exons. Lineage: Eukaryota; Fungi; Ascomycota; Dothideomycetes; Pleosporales; Didymellaceae. Gene Ontology annotation, molecular function: protein tyrosine phosphatase activity. Gene Ontology annotation, biological process: protein dephosphorylation. The coding region runs from base 159 to 2777 and encodes 872 amino acids. The record is from RefSeq and is a predicted model, not a curated record.